AUGGCCCUGAAAAGUGAGUCUGUGUUGCCCUAUUACACCGCCCAAAGUGCCUCGGGCGUGGGCUUGUUCAAUACUGCCAUGGGAAAACUACAGAGGCAACUGUAUAAGGGAGAAUAUGAUAUUUUCAAGUAUGCACCAAUAUUUGAGAGUGACUUUAUCCAGAUCACCAAAAGGGGAGAAGUGAUCGACGUGCACAACCGUGUGCGGAUGGUGACUGUGGGGAUCGCGAGUACCAGCCCCAUCCUCCCGCUGCCAGAUGUCAUGCUGCUGGCUCGGCCAGCCACGGCGGCUGAAGACCAGGCUGGACGAGGCCACACCAAGGGAAGAAAGCGCAGGUCCGCAAGGCCACUGGAGCUCACCAGGCUCCUUCCACUGAAGUUUGUAAGGAUCUCUGUUCACGAUCGCGGGAAACAACAGCUCCGCCUGAAAUUUGCCACCGGCCGCUCUUGUUACCUGCAGCUGUGUCCCCCUCUCGAAGCACGGGAAGAUCUCUUUGCCUAUUGGGAAAAACUGAUUUACCUUCUGCGACCACCUGUGGACAGUAACAGCAGUACCUAUGCCAUCCCGGCUGAGGACACCAUAUGCAUGCCUGCGUUUGAGGAGGUCGACAGGACCAGUUUGACAGCCGCCGAGUUCCAAGGGAAAGGAGAUCAGGACCAAGUCAGCAUCAGGAGCCUCCACCUUGUCCAUGAAGUGCACGGGGCCACCUCCGCUGCUUAUGCUGGUGGGGAGAGAACAAAGUAUGACAAAGCCACUACCUUGUCUGAAGCAUCUACCACUAAAAGAAAACCUACCAAAGACUCAGCAGCUAGAGCAGGAGCAGCCGCCAUUGCAGGUGCUUACUUAGCAGCAACCAAGUCUGCAAGCUCUGGGCAGGUAAGCGCAGCCAUUGCAGGAGGGGUAACCACAGGGGCAAGAGGAAGCAAAAGCCAUCUGGCUAUUGUGGGCACUUCCAAGACCUCCCCAAAGAGCUUUAGAGUUGCCAUGGCUGGAGCAGCCAGCAAAUCCAUAGCGCACAUUCCCCACACAUCCAUCAACCCCCGCCCAGAAGGCAACGUGGGAAUCACAAGAAUAGACGUUGCUCGCAAUAACAUUGAACUAGAGGAUGACUUAGCCCUUGAAUUGCUCAGCUCUCCCUUGCUGAAUGAAAGCCGGAUGGGUAGACAGGCUGGCCGGCAGAGAACCUCUCCAAACACAGCCCGCAAGGAAAGGAGGGAAAGAAGGGAGCAGAGAGAAAAGGACCGAGGCGCACAUCAAACCAGGACCGGGGAAAGUCAUCGCAAGACAGGGGGGGACAAGAUAACCCGAAAAUCAUUAAGUCACAGAGCCACUAGAGAGGAUAAGAAGGAAAAAGGCUCAAUGGGCACCUGGGAAAGUAGGCACAUUUCCCACAAGGGCAGUAGCCACAUCCCCAUCGCAAAGGAGUCAAGGACCUCCUACAAGUCUGGGAGGAGCUUUUCCACUGCAAGUUCGGCUUCCUCAAACAAGAGAGUUGGCCGGAUCAGCUCUUUCUUGAGGAACAUCAGAUCCAACCUUGCUACGAAAGGGGUAGCCUCACCGCGAGGCAUCACCUCAUCACGUGGCAGAUCUGUGGACAUCGUGGCUAAGACAGUAGAGAGGACCAACAUGGAUGCCAUCAUGGAGACAGCAGAACGUGGCCAGGGACUGGAGAUCAUUAGUUCUGUGACAUCUGAUAUCAUCGAGACAAUAGCCUUCGAAAGCCAUUAA
Molecule: messenger RNA, 1728 nt
Organism: Perognathus longimembris pacificus (Pacific pocket mouse)
Lineage: Eukaryota; Metazoa; Chordata; Mammalia; Rodentia; Heteromyidae
Gene: Garin4
Product: golgi associated RAB2 interactor family member 4
Exons: 1
Coding region: 1-1728 (575 amino acids)
Cellular component (GO): nucleus
Source: RefSeq, a predicted model, not a curated record